CCACUUGGAGGCGCCUGGCCGGGAAGGGCCUGGUCAGCUGUGUCCGGCGGAGGCAGCUGCUGACCCAGCUGUGGAUUGUGCCAGGGGCGGAAGGGGGGCAGGGGCCCUGGGCCCCCCGUCGCGGGGGGUUGCAUCAUGGAUCACCUCUGGGCGUACCUCUGGCCUGGAGUCCGCUCUCUCUGUCUCUUGCUCGCUGGGGCCGCCUGGGCUUCCCCACCCAAACCCCUGGACCCCAAGUUUGAAAGUAAAGCGGCCCUGCUGGCUGCCCGCGGGCCCGAAGAGCUUCUGUGCUUCACCGAACGGUUGGAGGACUUGGUGUGUUUCUGGGAGGAAGCGGCAAGCGCCGGGGUCGGCCCCGACAACUACAGCUUCUUCUACCAGCUCGAGGGUGAGCCAUGGAAGCCAUGCAGCCUGCACCAGGCGCCCACGGCUCGCGGCGCUGUGCGUUUCUGGUGCUCGCUGCCCACGGCCGACACGUCGAGCUUCGUGCCCUUAGAGUUGCGCGUCACAGCGGUAUCCUCGGGCGCUCCACGCUACCACCGUAUCAUCCACAUCAACGAAGUAGUGCUCCUGGACCCCCCAGCGGGGCUGCUGGCGCGGCGGGCCGACGAGGGCGGCCACGUGCUACUGCGUUGGCUCCCGCCUCCUGGGGCCCCCGUGGCCAGCCUCAUCCGCUACGAAGUGAACAUCUCCUCUGGCAACGUCGCGGGGGGCGCACAGAAGGUGGAGAUCCUGGAUGGCCGCACUGAGUGCGUGCUGAGCAACCUUCGGGGCGGAACGCGUUACACCUUCAUGGUACGCGCGCGUAUGGCCGAGCCGAGCUUCGGUGGCUUCUGGAGCGCCUGGUCCGAGCCUGCGUCGCUGCUGACAGCUAGUGACUUGGACCCCCUCAUCCUGACGCUCUCCCUCAUCCUCGUGCUCAUCCUGAUACUGCUGGCCGUGCUCGCCCUGCUCUCCCACCGCAGGGCUCUGAAGCAGAAGAUCUGGCCUGGCAUCCCAAGCCCUGAGAGUGAGUUUGAGGGCCUCUUCACCACCCACAAGGGUAACUUCCAGCUGUGGCUCUACCAGAAUGAGGGCUGUCUUUGGUGGAGCCCCUGCACUCCCUUUGCAGAGGACCCACCCGCCCCCCUGGAAGUCCUCUCUGAGCGCUGCUGGGGGGCGACACAGGCGGUGGAGCCAGGGGCAGAGGAUGAGGGACCCCUGCUGGAGCCAGUGGGCAGUGAACAUACCCAGGACACCUACCUGGUGCUGGACAAGUGGUUGCUGCCCCGGAACCCACCCAGUGAGGAUCUCCCACGGCCUGAUGGCGGUUUGGACAUAGUAGCCAUGGAUAAAGGCUCAGAAGCAUCCUCCUGCUCAUCUGCUUUGUCCCUGAAGCCUGGGCCAGAGGGGGCCUUGGCUACCAGCUUUGAGUAUACCAUCCUGGAUCCCAGCUCCCAGCUCUUGCGCCCAAGGGCACUGCCCCCUGAGCUGCCCCCCACCCCACCCCACAUAAAGUACCUGUACCUCAUGGUGUCUGACUCUGGCAUCUCAACUGACUACAGCUCAGGGGGCUCCCAGGGAGCCCAGGGGGACUCAUCGAAUGGCCCCUUCUCGAACCCUUAUGAGAACAGCCUCAUCCCAGCCCCUGAGCCUUCACCUCCCAGCUAUGUGGCCUGCUCCUAGGACUCCAGCCCUCAGAUGUUUGGAGAUCCAGCAUGACCUCAAGUGCUAGUCCAGGCCUAAGACUUAUUGAGCAGGGCUGGUGAGGCCUUCCCUCAGGACUAGGGGCAUUGCUAACCUCGGCUUUCUGCCCAGUCCAUCCUGCUCAGUCCAUCCUUGCAGUAUUUUAAAAUGUAGAGUUGUGUGUGUGUGUAUGCAUGAAUGUGUGUGUAUUUUUUUUCCUAUCAUGACUUCUACAAACAUCCUGUAAACCCCAUCUUUCCCUGGGCCCAGGCCAUAGGGGCAGCAGAAAAAGGCCUUGAGCUCCGUCUGAAAUUCUGGAUCUGGCAACCUGAAUAAUAAUCAUAAUAAACCUAAUUGGUCAGUA
This is a messenger RNA of Leptonychotes weddellii (Weddell seal), 2029 nucleotides long. It is a transcript of the gene EPOR, whose product is annotated as erythropoietin receptor. Gene Ontology annotation, molecular function: protein binding; erythropoietin receptor activity. Gene Ontology annotation, cellular component: external side of plasma membrane; membrane. NCBI's taxonomy places the organism in Eukaryota, Metazoa, Chordata, Mammalia, Carnivora, Phocidae. Gene Ontology annotation, biological process: cytokine-mediated signaling pathway. The record is from RefSeq and is a predicted model, not a curated record.